Vanrija pseudolonga is the source of this 1839-nucleotide messenger RNA. It is a transcript of the gene SEC13, whose product is annotated as Protein transport protein SEC13. Gene Ontology annotation, biological process: COPII-coated vesicle budding; protein import into nucleus; positive regulation of TOR signaling. The record is from RefSeq and is a predicted model, not a curated record. The coding region runs from base 72 to 1106 and encodes 344 amino acids. Gene Ontology annotation, molecular function: structural molecule activity; protein binding. NCBI's taxonomy places the organism in Eukaryota, Fungi, Basidiomycota, Tremellomycetes, Trichosporonales, Trichosporonaceae. Gene Ontology annotation, cellular component: nuclear pore outer ring; COPII vesicle coat. The transcript has 8 exons.
CUGACCGCGCCACGACGACUGACUGCUAUUGUAGAGCUUGCAUCUCCUACACAUCCGCACUCUUCACAAACAUGUCGGCGACACAAGCGUCCAAGGCCGUGCCGGUCGAGACGCAACAUGAGGACAUGAUCGUGAGUGACGGCACCGUGAACCGCCGUACUGACCGCCAGCACGAUGCCCAGCUCGACUACUACGGCAAGCGCCUGGCCACUGCGUCGUCCGACAAGACGGUGCGCAUCUUCAACGUGGUCAAGGGCGAGGCUAAGGGCGACCCGAUCGUGCUCAAGGGCCACACUGCGCCCGUCUGGCAGGUGUCCUGGGCGCACCCCUCGUUCGGAUCCAUCCUCGCCUCGUGCUCGUACGACGGCCGCGUCUUCAUCUGGAAGGAGGUCGGCCCCGGGCACGGCAAGGGCUCUGGCGGCGAGAUCCAGGACGGCUGGGAGCGGAUCAAGGAGCACACGCUGCACUCGGCGAGUGUCAACUCGAUCGCCUGGGCGCCUUAUGACCUCGGACCGAUCCUCGCCUGCGCCUCGAGCGACGGCAAGAUCUCCGUCCUUAGCUUCCAGAACGACGGAUCCACCGACGCUGUCAUCUUCCCCGCUCACGGCUCGGGCGCCAACGCCGUCUCGUGGGCACCAUCAGUUCUGAGCGCACCUGGACAGAAGGGUGCCGCCACGUCCGGACAGGUCGAGUCGCAGAAGCGCAUCGUCUCCGGCGGUUCGGACAACGCCAUCCGCGUCUGGGGCUACGACGAGGCUGCCAAGAAGUGGUCAGAGGAGGAGGAGAUCAAGGGCCACGAGAACUGGGUCCGCGACGUCUCGUGGGCACCAAACAUCGGCCUUCCUGGCAUGUACAUUGCGUCUGCGUCGCAGGACCGCACCGUCCUCAUCCACACCCGCUCCUCACCCACGUCGCCCUGGCAGUCGACGCCUCUCAAGCCCCAGGCACCCCAGUCCGACGACCCACACUUCCCCGACGCCGUCUGGCGCGUCUCCUGGUCCAUUGCUGGCAACAUUCUGGCCGUGUCGUGCGGUGACGGCAAGGUCAGCUUGUGGAAGGAGGGCGUUGGAAAGGGUUGGGAGUGCGUGAGCGACUUUUCGAGCUAGGCGGCAGUGGUCACGAUGCAUGAUGAAUACAACGACUAGUGGUGAUGUAGGGGAUCGUGGUGUAGGGGCUUGUUUGACAUUAACAGAGGAUAGUUGUGUUGCUGUAACAAGAGGUAGUUGUGUUGCUGGGUAUUUGUACAAGUGUGAUGGGGGCAUGUGUAUGGGGCCCAUGUGCGAGCCUUGUUUACCACUCGGUCACAAAGGUGUCGGCCUUCUGCGCAAGAGCAGUCCACGGAGUCGACGAGGUGCCGUUGAGGACGAGCACAAACGACGAGACGUGUGGUGGGCGGACGACGGGCAUGCCAGUCUCCGGGGCGCGCUCAGCGUCAGGUAGGGGGAUGGGGCGGAGGAAGAGCCGUCCGAGCUCGCACUCGACGCGCGGCGACUCGUCCUCCUCCCAUUGGGACGCAAGGCCGAGGAGGAGGCGCAGGCGCUCGGGUCCCUCGAGCCAUGGCUCUUCGGUGUCGUCCUCCGUGUCACCGUCUGCAGCGUCCCCGUUCGCCUCGGCGUCGGUGAACUCGGCGUCCUCCUCCUCCUCCUCCGCGCCUUCGUCGCCGUCGUCGUCGUACGACAGCGUGACGUGACUCAAUAGCUGGCCCUGCGGCGUGAUGAGCAGGGCGGUGUGGGGGCCGGCGCCGGCGUCAUUGUCGAGCAGACUUGUGAGGAGGUCGUUUAUGCGUGCUGGGGAGAUGAGCACCAUUGUGCUGGUGCUUGCGUGUUGCGAGUCGUGAUG